UAACCAUUCUUCUUCCAGUACUUCUUGUUAUUCUUCCUCUUGUUCGCAGUGCUCUUCGUGGGUACCAUCCUGGGUUACCUCUUCCAGGACCGUGCCAUGGAAUCCUUCAAAGACUACCUGUACGAGUCGAUGUCCCAGUACGGCCGGCGCCGCAUGAUGACCAUCUCCUGGGACAUGACCCAGGAGGAGCUGCAGUGCUGCGGUGUGGACAGUUUCAUCGAUUGGCGUGACCGUAUUCCGGACUCGUGCUGCCAGGAUGACUACGGCGGUCGCAAGCGGCCCUGCCAGGAGCUGCAAACUUCGUUGACAAUCUUCACCGAAGGUUGCUUCGAUUCGGUGACCAAGGAACUGCUGAUGAAUGCAGGGAUGCUUGGUGUGGCCAGUGUGGGAUUGGCAUUCGCCAUGGUUCCCGCGAUAGUGAUGGCUUACUAUCUGCUGACGGUGAUUUGAAAACGUAUGGGACGGGAGGAGAGUGGCGGCGA
This is a messenger RNA of Ochlerotatus camptorhynchus, 482 nucleotides long. RefSeq names its product CD63 antigen-like. Gene Ontology annotation, cellular component: plasma membrane. Bases 97 to 450 code for a protein of 117 amino acids. The transcript has a single exon. NCBI's taxonomy places the organism in Eukaryota, Metazoa, Arthropoda, Insecta, Diptera, Culicidae. The record is from RefSeq and is a predicted model, not a curated record.